This is a messenger RNA of Drosophila nasuta, 691 nucleotides long. RefSeq names its product putative OPA3-like protein CG13603. The transcript has 3 exons. Gene Ontology annotation, cellular component: mitochondrion. Lineage: Eukaryota; Metazoa; Arthropoda; Insecta; Diptera; Drosophilidae. The record is from RefSeq and is a predicted model, not a curated record. Bases 103 to 573 code for a protein of 156 amino acids. Gene Ontology annotation, biological process: regulation of lipid metabolic process.
AAAUUGAGUUAAGAACACAAAGUAACUAUCAUAAAUUACUACAGAAGGCUAGGUUGCCAUUAUUAUUAAGUCAUUUGAUUUUGAGAAUAUGCAAAUUUUAGUAUGGUUUACUUUCCGUUAGCAAAGCUAGGCUUUUUACUUGUAAAACAGAUAACCAAGCCCGUUACAAGGCUUCUCAAGCAGAAGGCAACUUCAAACAAAAUAUUCCGAAAUUACGUCGUUGCACCCCCAGCUCAAUUCUUUCAUUGGAUUGGAGUUCGAUCGAAAAUGAGAAUGUUAGGCCUGAAUCAACCGAAAUAUGUGCCCCCAUUGAACCAAGCCAUGGCUAUUGAAACCGGAAGUAAUUUAUUAAGUGAACUAAUCGUAGUUUCAAUUGGUGUUAGUCUUAUUAUCCUUGAAUUUUCACGCCAGGCACGAAAUGAUAAGCUAAAACACGAUAAACAUAAAGAGCAAAGACAAAAACUGUUCAGUGAUUUGGAAGCCUUAAAUGAUCGCGUAAAUGAACAGGUCCAUGAAAUACAAAAUCUGAAAGUUAAGCUCAGUCAAUUGAGCAUUAGACCAGUCGAUGAGUAGAACAAAUUUAGAUGCCAUUUCGCAGUUCAUUGUAUUACCUUUAGCUAAAUAGUUUUAUGUUUUUCUGUCAACACUAUAGAAGUACAUAUAAAAAAAAUUUAAAUUCGAGUAUGCAAAA